Drosophila biarmipes is the source of this 1320-nucleotide messenger RNA. RefSeq lists its product as uncharacterized. Gene Ontology annotation, molecular function: metal ion binding; RNA endonuclease activity; nucleic acid binding. Gene Ontology annotation, biological process: apoptotic DNA fragmentation. Lineage: Eukaryota; Metazoa; Arthropoda; Insecta; Diptera; Drosophilidae. The record is from RefSeq and is a predicted model, not a curated record. The transcript has 3 exons. Bases 94 to 1149 code for a protein of 351 amino acids. Gene Ontology annotation, cellular component: nucleus; mitochondrial inner membrane.
GGAAUCCCCUAAAAUUUUUUUCAAUCAUUCAGCUUGUAUCCCAAUUUGGCAAAUUUUUUUCAAAAUUUAAUAGGUUUUCAAAUUCUAAAACCGAUGGAUAGUGCUAACAUCAUCAUGCUCUUUUAUCUAUCUUUAAUAUGCUUUUUGGCGUGGGAAGUGCAGGGCGAUUGUCGGAUAGCCCAGUACAUGGUGGAGCAGUCGAAUCGCAUCUUCACCUACCGCGAUGCCAGUGGAUCCCUUCAGCUGCAGCGUACGGAAACGGUUCCAACUGGUGUCACCCUAUGCAUGUACUGUAAUCCCUCGGACAAGAUCGAAACCCUAUGCCAGGACAAUAGACAGUUUUCAGUUCCGCUGCCCAUGAGUUGUUCCAAUCCGAUGCAACCGAUAAUAACGCGGAUCCGUGAUAACGAAUGUUCGGGUAGCCCAUAUGCCGUGGGCUAUACGAUAGAUGGCAAGAACAUGGAGCUAUACCGCACCUGCUUUGAUGCCGGACAAGGAAGGGUCUUGUACUCCCAGAGUGAUGUGUACUAUAAGACCUUUUUUCCGAGGAGACCCUUCGUGGACUUUGUGGCCGAUGAGAUGUUCAGUCCCCAGGAGGCCGCUGCAUAUAUGAAGUCCAAUAUAUACUUCGCCUUCAAAUGCAUUUACGGAGAUGGUCAGUCCUACUUGCCAAGUGCCCGUUCCCUAGUGAUCAAUCGAGGGCAUCUGGUGGCCUCGGCGGACUUUCUGUUCGCGGACCAGAUGGGUAGUACCUUCCGCUAUCUGAACGUGGUGCCGCAGUUCAAGUCGAUUAACGACGGCAACUGGGAGAAAAUAGAGAGGUGGGUCCGCAGCCAGGUUCCGGAGUCGAGUUACUACCGGAUCAAGACCGGUGGCAUUGGCAUCCUGACGUUGCCAGAUGCCAGUGGCUUCCUUCAGUCGGCCUUCCUGGCCGGCUCCAAGAUCCCCGUGCCCGAGUGGACCUACAAGGUGGUGCGAGAUGCCAGUGGCAAUGGGCUAUACGUCUUCCUCACCUAUAACAAUACCUUCCGGAGAGAGAGGCCUCCAUGCCUGGAUAUUUGCCAGCCAGUUAAUUGCCCCCUGGGUCUGCCGAAUAACCCUGAUGAGGGAUUCACCUUCUGUUGCGAUCCCAAGCACUUUCCUCUCUAGGAAGGAAAACAUUCAUGUAUAUUUUAUAGGAGGACUGUGCCAAAUUGUCCUGCGUAAUAAUCGCCGGCUGAAUAAUUUAGUAUUUUUAUUUAACAGACGCACAUUAGCAAAAAAUGGCGAAAGUCCUUUGCCAAAGGACAUGCACUGCAAAAAAAGGUUGUAAUAAAUGGA